Messenger RNA from Penicillium nucicola, 648 nucleotides. RefSeq lists its product as uncharacterized. Lineage: Eukaryota; Fungi; Ascomycota; Eurotiomycetes; Eurotiales; Aspergillaceae. The transcript has 2 exons. The coding region runs from base 1 to 648 and encodes 215 amino acids. The record is from RefSeq and is a predicted model, not a curated record.
AUGUGCACGCGUCAGGUCAUGCGCUGCGAGGUCUUAAGAGAAGGCUCUGGGGAGACCGCGAUCGUGGAGAUUUCACGAUGGGCAUUGAGCGCUGCACAGGCCAACCAUGACACUGACACCUACCAAAGCAGGUACUUUGAGUUGCAUCAUCGUUCUACUUGGACUUACAUCCAGGCAGACCUGGAGGCCCUUGGAGAUGGACCAGAGAGACUGAACUACGUUUGCCCGGCGCCGCCCUUUUCUCGCGCUUCUGUGAGCCUUUCGUUCAUGAAUGUGGCCGGGGAUGCGGGGGUUUCGUUUCGGAUUUGCGCGGCUGGAGUCGAUCUUUACGUUGACUGGGGCUUUUGGGACUUGUGGGGGUUUGUUAUGCAUGCUGACCCUACGGUUAGUGUUCACUGGCUUUGGGCUUUUGUCCUUCGGGACGAUGCGCCUUCGUUGGUUCUUGGUGGUCUCACUGCUUCUCGUUCCCUUUCGAGUAUUCUCGGCCCUGGAGUGAGUCACUCUGAAAGCGUUCUUGAUGUGCCUGUAGUUGCGGCUGCUGGAAUCGAAGCUGAACUCUCUCGCCGUCGCCGGUUCCGUGUUGCUUUUACUAAUAUGUCUUAUCGUCUGCGUAACAAUACCGUGCGCCGUGCCUUUUCUCGUCGGUAA